CGCGUCUAUCCCGGCGGUAAGUUUUUGUCAUGAUCGUUCUUUGAAAAUCAAAUGAAUGCUUUCUCAUCACUCAGCAACGGAUCGACAAUAUUUGGUAACACUUUUCGAUUAUUUCGAAGAUGUGAUAGGGAUCCAGUGCCGAAUGCAUGGCGGCUGCUACCCGGGCUUUGAUACCACGAAACCAAAGUUCGACUUGCCCGUACUAUACGAAGAUUCUCAUUGUGCGAUUGUGAACAAACCUGCCGGUAUUGUAUGUUACUCACAGCGGGACGACAACCACGGGGUAAUGACGGUUCGACACGCUCUUCCUUUUGUCCUGAAACCUCCCAAACGGGGGACGGCUGGCAUUUAUCUUAGGCCGGUUGGUGUGCAUCGGUUGGAUAAGCCUACCAGUGGCUUGCUUGUGGUUGCAAAGACGAAACCGGCAUUGGUGAAUUUAUCGAAACAGUUUGAGGACCGCAGAGUGAAGAAAACCUAUACUGCGGUCGUCAAUGGAAUCCCUGAGGAACCGAUCGAGACUAGUAUUACAUCGGAGGAGGCCUUGAAUCUAGGAAUAGAUAUUGGCGAUGGCGACCAAGCAUCAAAAUGGCAGCUUAUCGAUCACGCGCUCGACAAAAAGAGCGCAGUCACGGUGUGGAAACCUCUGAAUUAUACCAAGUCCCUGAAAGCCAAGGAUACCACACUUACACUUGUAGAACUGAAACCCAAAACGGGCCGCUACCACCAAUUGCGACGGCACAUGUCUUGGGUCCGUGGAUGCCCCCUCGUCGGAGAUGUGUCGUACGAUGGAGGUGGGGAAGCAACGAGUCUGCGGGGCAGAGGAUUAUUUUUAUGUUCGAAUAGGAUCCGUCUGGAACACCCGUACUAUAAUACAAUAGAGGGAAGAACCGAAUGGGAAGGUCUCCCAGAGCAACAAAAAUGGGCAAACGGCACACUUGUGUUGUCAGAGGAUGGUACCACAGUCGAAGUACACGCGAGCAUCGAUUUGCCAAACAAAUUUGAAACGUUCCUAGCCACAGAAAGGAGGCGUUACGAAAAAUUUGGGGAUGAUGUAGCGUAAAAUUCUAGAUGUUUUCGUUACAAGGGAUGCAAUGCAAUGCGUGUGAAACAGAUUGUAGGAGAUUAUCAUGAUUGCAAAUCUACAGUUGCCGAAAGAAUAUUCUUUGAGGUGAGAGGAUUGCAGUCCUUCUGGGUCUGCCCCAUGUGAAAUAGUGUAAGGGACACCACGACAUCGACCAAUACAGAGGACUUAAGAAUCCUUUUGCUGACAGGAGUUUGGUGCGAAAAGUAGAAGUAUGCAAGAGAUUCAUUCAUAUAUUCACAUGCUUCAACAAGUUGGAACAAAUUAACAAUUAUAAAAACG
Pseudo-nitzschia multistriata is the source of this 1363-nucleotide messenger RNA. The record is from the annotation of a GenBank genome assembly. Lineage: Eukaryota; Bacillariophyta; Bacillariophyceae; Bacillariales; Bacillariaceae.